Messenger RNA from Rotaria sp. Silwood2, 435 nucleotides. The record is from the annotation of a GenBank genome assembly. Lineage: Eukaryota; Metazoa; Rotifera; Eurotatoria; Philodinida; Philodinidae.
AUGAAAUAUAAAUACCUUCUCUUGUGUGUAUGUGUACUUUUUUCUGCGGUAAUAUCGUUUAUUUCUCAUCCGGUGGUACGAUUUACUGUUCAAGCUGGAAAAAGUAUAACUCGUACUGAAAUCGUUCAACUUGGUUUUAUUCGAAGUCUUGCUCAAUUUUUUAUUGAUGCUAAAAUUCGAGAUGGAAGUGGAAUUAACACUGAAGAUUUUAAAAAAGAACAUACUAUCGAUGAACUUUAUCAGUUAGCUCAUCCUGAUUGGACGAAAGACAAAGUAAAACUAUAUUCUUAUCCAUUGAAAAGUAUUAUUGAUAAGAUUCAAGUGAGAAAUGCUACCGUUGAUUUUAAUCCAUCAACAAAAAAUUUAUCAUCAGCUCAUUUUGAUAGUGAAUCAUUUAAUGAAAGCAAUCAUCGAAUAAUAAGAUUGAGAAAGUAA